AUGAGCCGCCAGCUACAGAGCCUGGAGAAGGAAGGUGACAAGUCGGAGAAGAGACCCUCAAAGAAGCGAAGUCCCAAAGCCGAGGGUCCCCAGGGCAGGCGCGGAGUCCAGCCUGGCCAGAAAGAAUGGGCGGGGGGCAGCCCCAGGUCCGGGUCUCCCCGGAGGAAACAGACAGAGCAGCGUGCCAGCCCGCGUGAGGGACUGCGAGGACAGCAGCAGAGUCCUGUGGACAGGACCCGUGAGGGGAGGAGGAAGAGGGACGAAAGGGCUUCUUUCAAGGAGCAGAGAGCAUCCCCAAGGAAAGAAAAGGGGAUUCUGAGGAAGGAGAACAAGCAGCUGAAGAAACCCAGGUCAUCUUCCUUGGCCUCCAGUGCCUUUAGCGGGGAGUCCCUAUCUGAGGAAGAACUGGCUCGGAUCCUGGAGCAGGUAGAAGAAAAAAAGAAGCUCAUUUCCACCAUGCGGAACAAGCCUUGGCCCAUGGCCAAGAAGUUGAGGGAGCUCAGGGAGGCCAAAGAAUUUGUGGAGAAGUAUGAAGGAGCCUUGGGAAAGGGAAAGGGCAAGCAACUCUAUGCCUACAAGAUGCUGAUGGCCAAGAAAUGGGUCAAGUUUAAGAGAGACUUUGCUAAUUUCAAGACUCAGUGCAUCCCCUGGGAAAUGAAGAUCAAGGACAUUGAAAGUCACUUUGGUUCUUCAGUGGCAUCAUAUUUCAUCUUUCUCCGAUGGAUGUAUGGAGUUAACCUUGUUCUUUUUGGCUUAAUAUUUGGUCUAGUAAUAAUCCCAGAGGUACUAAUGGGCAUGCCCUAUGGAAGUAUUCCCAGAAAGACAGUGCCUCGGGCUGAGGAAGAAAAAGCCAUGGAUUUUUCUGUCCUUUGGGACUUUGAGGGCUAUAUCAAGUAUUCUGCUCUCUUCUAUGGCUACUACAACAACCAAAGGACCAUUGGGUGGCUGAGGUACAGGCUGCCCAUGGCUUAUUUUAUGGUGGGCGUCAGCGUGUUCGGCUACAGCCUGAUGAUCGUCAUUAGAUCGAUGGCCAGCAAUACCCAGGGGAGCACAAGCGAGGGAGACACUGACAACUUCACCUUCAGCUUCAAGAUGUUCACCAGCUGGGACUACCUGAUAGGGAAUUCAGAGACAGCCGACAACAAAUAUGCCUCCAUCGCCACCAGCUUCAAGGAGUCGAUAGUGGAUGAACAAGAGAAUAACAAAGAGGAGAAUGUCCAUCUGACAAGAUUUCUUCGUGUCCUGGCCAACUUUCUCAUCAUCUGUUGCUUGUGUGGCAGUGGAUACCUCAUCUACUUCGUGGUCAAGCGAUCCCAGGAAUUCUCCAAAAUGCAGAAUGUCAGCUGGUACGAAAGGAAUGAGGUGGAGAUUGUGAUGUCCCUGCUUGGGAUGUUUUGUCCCCCUCUGUUCGAAACCAUCGCUGCCCUGGAGAAUUACCACCCACGCAUUGGACUGAAGUGGCAGCUGGGACGCAUCUUUGCACUCUUCCUGGGAAACCUCUACACGUUUCUCUUGGCCCUGAUGGAUGAUGUCCACCUCAAGCUUUCUAAUGAAGAACGAAUAAAGAACAUCACACACUGGACCCUGUUUAACUAUUACAACUCCUCAGGUUGGAACGAGAGUGUUCCCAGGCCACCCUUGCACCCUGCAGAUGUGCCCCGGGGUUCUUGCUGGGAGACAGCGGUGGGCAUUGAAUUCAUGAGGCUGACAGUGUCGGACAUGCUGGUAACAUACAUCACCAUCUUGCUGGGGGACUUCCUACGGGCUUGUUUUGUCCGCUUCAUGAACUACUGCUGGUGCUGGGACCUGGAGGCUGGUUUUCCCUCAUAUGCUGAGUUUGAUAUUAGUGGAAAUGUGCUGGGUUUGAUCUUCAACCAAGGAAUGAUCUGGAUGGGCUCCUUCUAUGCUCCAGGACUAAUGGGCAUUAACAUCUUUCGCCUGCUGACCUCCAUGUACUUCCAGUGCUGGGCAGUGAUGAGCAGCAACGUCCCCCACGAGCGUGUUUUCAAAGCCUCCCGAUCCAACAACUUCUACAUGGGCCUGCUGCUGCUGGUGCUCUUCCUCAGCCUUCUGCCGGUGGCCUACACCAUCAUGUCCCUCCCGCCCUCCUUUGACUGCGGCCCGUUCAGCGGGAAAAACAGAAUGUACGAUGUCCUUCAUGAAACCAUAGAAAAUGAUUUCCCAACCUUCCUGGGCAAGAUCUUCGCUUUCCUCGCCAAUCCAGGCCUGAUCAUUCCAGCCAUCCUGCUGAUGUUCCUGGCCAUAUACUACCUGAACUCAGUUUCAAAAAGCCUUUCCCGAGCUAAUGCCCAGCUGAGGAAGAAAAUCCAAGCGCUCCACGAAGUUGAGAAGAGCCACAAGUCUGUCAAAGGCAGAGCCAGAGAGUCAGAAGACACACCUAAAUGCAGUUCCAAAAAUGCCACCCAAUUGCAACUCACCAAGGAAGAGCCCACACCUCAUUCCACCAGCCAAAGCCAAACUCUGGACAAGAAAGCACAGGGCCCUGGGACUUCCAGUUCUGCCAGCAGGAUCCAGAAGUCUGCCUCCCAGCACCUCCCUGGAUCUAGACCCCUGGCAGUCAAACAGGAUUCUGGCCAAUCCCAGUCUCAGACUCAUCCCCCCUGGAGAUCAGCCUCCAGAAAGAGUGCUCAGAGGCUCCCCACUGAUGGCUAG
Castor canadensis (American beaver) is the source of this 2673-nucleotide messenger RNA. The record is from RefSeq and is a predicted model, not a curated record. NCBI's taxonomy places the organism in Eukaryota, Metazoa, Chordata, Mammalia, Rodentia, Castoridae.